AUGACUACUACAGACCACCCUCCAACGAUGCCAGAGAACAUCGACCCCGUCGCUCCUCAAGAAUACCCGCUCACUCCAGACCAACUGGCUGAACUUCAUAACCCUAAAUCCCUAACACAAUUCAAAAACCUCUUCCAAGACGACCCACAAAACCUUUUCAAAUAUCUAAAUAGUUCACUGCAGGACGGUAUCAAACUCACAGAAACUGAAACGAAAAACUACAGACACACCCAAAGAUUUAAACUAUAUUCAGAUAAUAGGAUCCCUGAAAGGGUCCCCAAGACAUUCCUCCAAUUAAUAUGGGAAGCAUUCAAUGACAAGACCAUGCUUCUAUUAACCGCUGCCGCAGUGGUAUCCUUCGUCCUGGGAUUAUACGAGGCACUAUAUACACCGCCCGAGUAUGAUCCCGAGGGGAACCCCAUUAAGAAAGUGGAUUGGAUUGAAGGAAUUGCUAUCAUGAUCGCUGUGAUUGUGGUGGUGUUUGUGGGCGCUGUUAACGAUUAUCAAAAGGAAUUACAAUUCGCAAGAUUGAAUAAGAAGAAGGAAAAUAGAAAGAUUAUCGUCAUUAGAAAUUCUCAAGAAUUAUUGACAUCCAUUCAUAAUUUGUUAGUGGGAGAUAUUAUUACUUUACAAACAGGGGACGUUAUCCCAGCUGAUGGGGUCCUUGUGGAAGGUCAAUGUGAAGUGGAUGAAUCUUCCAUUACAGGGGAAUCUGAUACGAUUAAGAAAGUGAAAGUAUUUAACGCUUUGAAAACUUUUGAUGUUAUAAAUGAAGGGAAAUCUAAUGAUCAGAUUUUAGAUAUUGGAUUUAAAACACCAAAUGGUGAUAAAAUUCCGGAUUGUAUGUUAAUUUCAGGUUCUAAACUGUUAUCAGGGUUAGGUAAAGCUAUUAUCACCUCAGUGGGUACGAAUUCUAUCCAUGGGAGAACUAUGAUGGCAUUAAAAGUGGAACCAGAAAGUACUCCCUUACAGCAAAGAUUAAGUCAAUUAGCUGAUAGUAUAUCCGUUUACGGUUGUGUCGCUGCCAUUCUUUUAUUCUUAGUCCUAUUCAUAAGAUUCCUCUUCUACAUCUUGGCGCCAAAUGGAAGAUUCCAUGAUUUAGAUCCAGCUCAAAAGGGUACCAAAUUUUUAAACAUCUUUAUCACAGCAGUGACCAUUAUUGUUGUUGCUGUACCUGAAGGGUUGCCAUUGGCUGUUACAUUAGCAUUAGCAUUUGCCACAACAAGAAUGACCAAAGAUGGUAAUUUAGUGAGAAAUUUAAGAGCUUGUGAAACAAUGGGCUCUGCAACAGCAGUUUGUUCUGAUAAGACAGGUACUUUAACUGAAAAUGUCAUGUCCGUGGUGAGAGGAUUCGUGGGUGAUUCAUAUUUCAAUGAUUCAGAUAAUGCCUUAUUGACAUCUGUUGCAACAGAUAGUCACAUAAAGAAAUCGAUAGAGAUAUUUAAAAAAAAUGGUGAAUGCUCCGAAAAUUUAGAAAAGGAUUUCUUAACUAACAUUGUCUUAAAUUCUACAGCAUUUGAAAAUAAAGAUUUCGUAGACUCAGCUAACAAUCUUCCCUUCUCCACUGACGAACGUGAUCCAUCUCAAGUUAAACGCGCCUUUGAGUUUGUACGUACACACACGCGUAUUAGUAUUUCCAGAGAUGACAAUUCCGAUAGUGGUGAUGAUUUAAUACAGAACGCCAUUAAGGGAAGACAAGAACCAUACAUUGGAUCCAAGACUGAAACUGCUCUACUAACAUUGGCCAAGAAAUCCAUGAAUUUAAGAUUUGGUUCAUUGAGAGCAUUACGUGAAAAUCCUGUUGAUCGUUUUGAAGUUUCUGAAAUCGCACAAAUAAUUCCAUUUGAAAGUACUAGAAAAUGGGGUGGUAUUAUCGUCAAAUAUAAGGAAUCGAAUCUAUACAGAUUCUUCAUUAAAGGUGCCGCUGAAAUUGUGUCUAAUAACUGUCAUUCUAAGAGAAACUCUGACGAUUCCAUUGUAACACUAAAUAAAGAUCAAAUCAAUAAAGAAAUUGAAAAUCUAGCAAAUGAUGCUUUAAGAGCAUUAUCACUCGCUCAUAGAGAUUUUCCAAAUUGUACCUCAUGGCCACCAAAUGAAAUAGUAGAUGAGAAGAAUCCAGACAGAGCUGACCCAGAAAAAUUGUUGGCUUUAACUUGUGAAGAUGAUGAUUCAGGAUUGAUUUUGGAUGGUAUUGUUGGUAUAAUGGAUCCAUUACGUGAAGGUGUCAGGAACUCUGUAGAACAAUGUCAAAGAGCUGGUGUAACAGUAAGAAUGGUCACUGGUGAUAACAUUUUGACUGCCAGGGCUAUUGCUAGAAAUUGUAAUAUAUUAUCGGAGGAAACUUACUUGAUUCCUGAAUGUGCCAUAGAAGGUCCUAAAUUCCGUACAUUGACAAAACAGGAAAGAAUCAAAAUGUUACCAAAUUUGAGAGUCAUGGCAAGAUCAUCUCCUGAAGAUAAAAGACUAUUGGUGGAAACGUUAAAAGGUAUGGGGGACGUUGUGGCAGUGACCGGUGAUGGUACUAAUGAUGCACCUGCCUUAAAAUUAGCAGAUGUUGGGUUUUCUAUGGGUAUUUCAGGAACUGAAGUUGCCAGAGAAGCUUCUGAUAUCAUAUUAAUGACUGAUGAUUUUGCUGCCAUCGUGGAUGCCAUUAAAUGGGGUAGAUGUGUUUCUAUUUCUAUUAAGAAAUUUAUUCAAUUUCAGCUAAUUGUUAAUAUAACUGCUGUUAUUUUGGCCUUCGUGUCUUCUAUUGCCUCUGAAGAUGAAACAUCCGUGUUGACUGCAGUUCAACUAUUGUGGAUUAAUUUAAUUAUGGAUACUUUAGCAGCAUUGGCUUUGGCAACUGACAAACCAGAUCCAAAUAUUAUGGAUAGGAAACCAAGGGGCCGUUCUACUCCAUUAAUUUUCCCCUCUACUUGGAAAAUGAUAUUAAGUCAAUCGUGCCUACAAUUAAUAGUUACAUUUAUUUUGCAUUUCAAUGGCAAGGAGAUUUUCUUCAGAGGUAGAGACGAAAUAACUGGUCAUGAACAACAACAAUUAAAUGCAAUGACGUUCAACACAUUUGUUUGGUUACAAUUUUUCACUUUAUUGGUGUCAAGGAAAUUAGAUGAAGCAGAUGGUAUCAAGAAUUGGAGAGACAGAAUCAGUGAAGCCAAUUUGAACUUCUUCCAGGAUCUUUUCAGAAAUUAUUACUUCCUAUUCAUAAUGGCAAUUAUUGGGAUCUCUCAAGUCUUAAUUAUGUUCUUUGGUGGUGCUCCAUUCUCCAUUGCUAAUCAGACAAAGACUAUGUGGGCCACAGCAAUUCUUUGUGGUACGCUUUCUUUACCUGUUGGUGCUUUGGUAAGAAUUUGCCCUGAUGAAUGGGCUGCAAGGAUAUUCCCUGAAAAAUUAUUCCAAAAGUUCAAAUAUAUAUUUGGACUUGAAUUUAUCAAGGAACGUCAUAUGGAUAAGGAUGAUGAGGAAGCAUUACUUAAUAGAGAUGGAUCUCCAAAUUCUUCAGAUUCUACUGUCUUCUUUUAA
Molecule: messenger RNA, 3519 nt
Organism: Naumovozyma castellii
Lineage: Eukaryota; Fungi; Ascomycota; Saccharomycetes; Saccharomycetales; Saccharomycetaceae
Gene: PMC1
Product: calcium-transporting ATPase PMC1
Exons: 1
Coding region: 1-3519 (1172 amino acids)
Source: RefSeq, a predicted model, not a curated record